AUGUAAAUCUCGGAAAAAGGAUUUUAUAGAAUCUUAAAUUCUUAUGAUUAAAACGAUCCAAGAAAGCAUGUCGACUGGACCACAGACUUCACACACGAACUACCUAUUCGAGGCACCAAAGAUCCAAUACCAAUUACAAUCCCAUAAGCAUUCAAAUAAGAUUGUGUUAAAUUCCUUGACAUGCCUGCCCUUUCUGUUAAGCGCAAUAAGAUAUGGCAAACAUUGAGUUACGGAGCAUAUUACAGCGCUGUUCUUGAUUUCGCUUCUGCAUUAAUCGAAUUAAACAUAACUGAAUUAAGUGCAGUCAAUAUUAUCGGUUUCAAUGCUCCCGAAUGGAAUAUUGCUUUCAUGGGCAGCAUACAUGCUCAUAAUCUCCCAGUCGGAAUCUACACCACAAAUAAUCCAGAGGCUUGUCUCUAUGUUAGUGAGCACUCUGAAUGCGAAUUACUGGUGGCAGACACUCGAGAAUAAUUAUAGAAAUAUCUAUCCAUUUGGGAUCGAUUACCUAAACUGAAAGCUGUUGUCCUCUAUAAUGAUAACUUAGACCAUAUUAAAAAUAUUCCUCCAUAUAGGAAAGUCUACAGUUGGAAUGAUUUUCUAGAAAUUGGAAAAAAAUCUAACAAUCUUAAGGUGGUCGACCAAAGAACCAGUAAAUUGGAACCAGGAAAUUGUUGCACUCUCAUCUAUACUUCAGGAACAACAGGUAAUCCAAAGGGAGUCAUGCUUUCUCACGACAAUUAUAUGUUUAUUGUUGCUUAACAUCUCAAGAAAUACAAAAUUGAUGAUGGAUAUAGAAUUGUAAGUUACCUACCCCUGAGUCACGUAGCAGCAUAACUAGUAGAUUUAAUUGGCUUAUUUAGAUGGGGUGGCCACUUGUAUUUUGCAAACCCAGAUGCACUAUAAGGUUCUUUAAUAAACACUCUCAAAGAAGUGAGGCCAACCUUUUUUUUGGGUGUUCCUAGAGUUUGGGAAAAAAUAUAUGAAGAAAUGCAAAAAGUAGCUAAAUCUAAUGGAGUAAUCAAGACUUUGAUUGCAACAUGGGCUAAAUCUUUAGGUAAGAGUGGUACUUUUGCUUAAACGCAUGAGUUAUAACCCCCUACUUGUUUUAAUUUAGCAGAAACAAUGGUUUACUAAUAGGUGAAAAAAGCAUUAGGAUUAGAUAAGGCUGCAUACUUGCUUUUUGGAGCAGCUCCUUUAAAUCCUAAAAUUAGAGAAUAUUUCUUAUCAUUAAACAUGUUUCUGAUCAAUGCAUAUGGAAUGAGUGAAUGUGGUGGUGUUUAGACAUUAUCUUUUCCAGAAAAUUUCUCAUAAUUCGACAGUUUCUUUAUGAGUAGUGCUGGCCAGGCUAUAGAAGGAACUUAAAUGAAAAUCUUUUAACAGGAUAAGGAUGGAAAUGGAGAGAUCUGCUAUAAAGGAAGACAUAUAUUUAUGGGUUACUUUAAAGAUGAUGACUCUACUAGAUAAGCAAUUGAUGAAGAUGGAUUUCUGCAUUCAGGAGAUAUCGGAAAAAUUGAUUAAAAAGGAAACCUAAUUAUUACUGGAAGAAUCAAAGAGUUGAUUAUUACUGCUGGAGGUGAGAAUGUGGCUCCUAUUCUUAUUGAAAAUGAGAUUAAGAAAAAUCUUGAAUUUGUCUCAAAUUGCAUGGUGAUUGGGGAUAAUCGAAGGUACUUAUCAGUACUCCUAACUCUAAAGUAGGAUUAAACAGCAAAAGGAAAAUUGUCAGCAGAGGUCAUUUCUGAAUUUCAGGCUCAGGGGUCUUAGGCUACAACAGUGGAAGAAGCUAAAUUAGAUCCUAAUGUCAAAAAGCACAUUCAAUCUUUGAUAGAUUAAGCCAAUCAAUAUGUGAUCUCUAAAGCAUAAUAAAUUAGAAAGUGGACUAUCAUUGAAGGAGACUUCUCGGUUGAGACUGGGGAAUUGACACCAACCCUCAAAUUGAAGAGGAAAGUAGUAGAAAAAAAAUGGAAAGGGGAAAUUGAAAGGAUGUAUUUAGAUUCAAGAUUAUGA
Molecule: messenger RNA, 2004 nt
Organism: Paramecium tetraurelia
Lineage: Eukaryota; Ciliophora; Oligohymenophorea; Peniculida; Parameciidae
Exons: 2
Cellular component (GO): membrane; endoplasmic reticulum
Molecular function (GO): long-chain fatty acid-CoA ligase activity
Source: RefSeq, a predicted model, not a curated record